AUGAAAGAUCUGAAAUGGCGACUUGCAAUGAAAAACGAAGUUUCAGCUUUAGAAGCUAAUAAUACUUGGACUCGCAUGUCUUUACCACAUGGUAAACAACCAAUAUGUUGUAAGUGGAUUUAUAAAAUUAAAUAUCGACCCGAUGGUUCCAUUGAACGCUCCAAAGCUUGUCUUGUAGCUAAGGGUUACACUCAAGCUGAAGGCAUUGAUUAUCAUGAUACUUUUGCACCAGUUGCAAAGCUCGUCACUGUUCGUAUUCUCCUUUCUGUUGCAGAUGUAAAAGGAUGGUCCCUUCACCAAUUAGACGUAAAUAAUGCUUUUCUACAAGGUGAUCAUGAAGAAGAGAUCUAUAUGAAAUUACCACCCGAGUUUUCACGUGAGGGGGAGCAUUCUGGUUCAGUUUCUCUUUUUGUUCUCGUUUAUGUGGAUGACAUAAUUAUCACCGGGAACAACGAAACAUCAAUUUCCAAUCUCAAGAAAUUUUUGGAAAAAUCAUUUUCAAUUAAAGAUCUCGGUAAACUUCAAUAUUUUUUAGGAAUUGAAGUAUCUCGUUCAAAUCGUGGCAUAUUUUUAUGUCAACGAAAAUAUAUUCUCGACAUAUUAAAAGAUGCGGGAUUGACAGGAGAUCGUACUUCUGAUUUUCCUAUGGAGCAACAACUCCGACUAAAGCCUAAUGAUGGUCAACCUAUGUCCGAUCCAACCAUCUUCCGCCGCCUCAUUGGUCGUUUGUUAUAUCUUACUGUUACAAGACCAGAUAUCACAUAUAUUGUUAAUACUCUGAGUCAAUUUAUGAGUAAUCCUCACACAACUCACAUGGAUGUCGCAAAUCGCAUCCUCCGUUAUCUCAAAGGUACUAUAGGAAAAGGCCUUUUAUUAUCUUAUAGUAAUACCCUCCAUUUAAGUGGAUAUUGUGAUUCUGACUGGGCUGGUUGCCCAACGACUAGACGAUCCACAACAGGCUAUUUCACUAUACUUGGUACUAGUCCCAUCUCUUGGAAAACCAAGAAACAAGUAACCAUUUCUCGCUCUUCUGCUGAAGCGGAAUAUCAUGCUCUUGCAACACUCACGUGUGAACUCCAAUGGUUGAAAUAUCUCUUAAAUGACCUUGAUAUACCCCAUUCGGAACCAAUUUAUGUCUUUUGUGAUAACCAGGCUGCAAUUCAUAUUGCCGAAAAUCCGGUCUUCCAUGAACGGACUAAACACAUUGAAUUGGAUUGA
Molecule: messenger RNA, 1218 nt
Organism: Papaver somniferum (opium poppy)
Lineage: Eukaryota; Viridiplantae; Streptophyta; Magnoliopsida; Ranunculales; Papaveraceae
Exons: 2
Coding region: 1-1218 (405 amino acids)
Source: RefSeq, a predicted model, not a curated record